CUCUCGAGUGCGGUUCGAUGCGGAAGCUUUCUCGUGCUUGCAGUCAGUCCAGUUGAAGAAAUCGUAAUUCAAACAAUUUAAUCAAAACGCGGCGUUCGAUGAAUAUUGUUAUUGCGACUGCAGGAGAAAAAUUGUUUGUUUAAUUGCAAGCGAGCCGCAAAAAACGGUCGACAAGUGUCAAGCUAACAACAACAACAAGUGAAUUAUUGUACUUAAUUUUAACGUACAAAUGCCAGUGUGUGUGUGUGAGUAAAUUCCGGCAGAAAAGUGUCAGUGUGUGCGUGAGCGCGGCUGUAUCAAUUGCUCCACAUAAAAGUUUUCAUUGAAGUGUUUGACAGCAAAGAAUUCCAAUUCCCAUUCCCAGCUAGCAAGAAGAAGCAGAAGCAGAAGCAGAAGGGGAAGAAGAAGCAGAGAGCAGUCAGCUUAAAACGCAGCCAGCAGAGCGAAAGAGACAGCCGCGGAUCGCCAGAAAGAGAGGGCAAAUCGAAUCGGUUGACGACGGCGGAGGUUUGACAAUAUGUUGAGCCCCCAUAAUGAAGGAAAUUGAUACGGAGACAACAGUAGUAUGGCCAGCCUGGUGUUAUUCCGUUAACGCACCCACAGACAUACUGCAGCAGAAGCCAGCCAAGGCCACCACCGCCAUUGUGGGCGGUCGCAGCGCAGCCCAACCGGCGACCCACGACGACCAGGAAGCGGCGACGACCGCUUCCACAGCCACCAAGCGGAAGCAUCUCGAGCGGUUGGCCAGCGAUCUGCGGCAGCUGGGCAAGAAGGGCAGGAGGAGGAGUCGCUCGGUUAGUCCCAGUAGUAGAUAUCCCACCGUUGCGGAAACGGCCAGAAUGCUUAGCGAACGAUCGCUGCUGCUCAGCGGAUAUGGAGCCAUCGAGAGCAGUGCCAAGAAGCUGAGCGAAGCGGCCACCGGUGGUGCCGUGGGUGGGAGUGGUGCUGUCGGUCAGGCUGCCACGCCCACCACCAGCCAACUAAGUGCACCCGCCUCCUCAGCAUCGUCCUCCUCCAUGUCGUCCUCCUCCGCUGGCAGCACUUGCAACACCAAUGCAAACACGGCAUCGGUGGCGGCUGCCUAUGCUGCUUUCUAUUUGGAGAAGGUCAAGCACGAGAAGUUGGACAAUCACAAGGAUGCGCCGAUGGUCACCAUACACAAUAACAACAACAACAACAACACCAUUAACAACAACAACAGCAGCAGCAGCAGUAGCAGCAUCAACAACCAUCAAUCGAGUCAACCAAGUCUGGGCCACAGCGUCAAGAGGGAGCGGCUCAGUCCAGGGAGCAACAGCAGCAGCCACAACGGCGAACUCACCGUCAGCUCAUUUGCCAGAUCUCGCAGCGCCACGCCCUCGUCGUCAUCGUAUCGUGGUGCUGGUGGUGGUGGUGGUGGUGGUGCUGGUGGUGGUGUCUCGCCCAGCCACCAGCAGCAACAACAACAACAGUCCCACCAGCAGCAACAGCAACAACGCCUUAGUCCGCCCAGUGGCCCAUCGAUGGCAACAGCAACCAGCACAUCAUCAUCAUCGGCAUCAUCAUCGGCAUCAGCAUCGGCAUCAGCCACUGCAGCCACACACAUGCCGCUGCACAAUUUGUCAACGAAUUUGCUAAAUAGCAUUCAGCAGGCUGCCAGUCAGCAGCAACUGCGCAGCAGCAACAGCAGCAGCAACAUCAGCAGCAACAUCAGCGGCAGCGGCAGCAGCAACACCGCCAAAUCGGAUGGUGGUGCCGCCUCAAAUGCCGCGGAUUUCUCCACCCGCAACUAUUCGGACAUUAUGCGAUGCCUGGCGGCCAAGUACAACAAUGCCAAUCCCAAUGACAAUAAUGCAACGCGACGCAAUUCCUACUACGACGGCAACACUUCGGCGGCAACAGCCACUGGCGGAGCAGGCGGUGUAGGUGGCGGAGGAGCAGGAGGCACAAACUCUGCCCCAAGCAGCGCCCUCAAGUCGACCAGCACCGCCGGCAGCACAACGUCCACUGCCAAGAAGCUCUCCCCAUCGGCCGCAUCGGCGGCGAACAGUGCUGCCGUCAGUCUGCCCAAGGAGGCCAAAGUGAGUGUGGCCGGUGGUGCAGGUGUGGGUGGUGCGGCAGCUAGUGGUGGUGGCCCGUCGCUGUCGCAACUAGCUCCACCACCCACCGCUCCAUCGCCCACGGAGCAGGCCAAGAGCCAAAUGGCCGCCGUGGUGGCAGCAGCAAGUGUUUCGCCGUUUAUGACCAACUUUCUGCCCUUCUCGUCCGGCAUUUUCCCGCCGCUGAUAGACAUGAGCAGCACCCAGGCACUGCUGACACUGGCGCGUGCUGUGAAAGAUGCCGAAAUCCAGGAGAUUCUGCGCAGCAAACAGCAGCGCUCCGGUUCAAAUGCCUCGUCGCCGAGUGCGAGUGCGGCGGGCACACCACGUUCCAGUUCCACCCUGAAUGCGGCACUGCAUCAGGCAGCCCAAUUUGUUACACCCGCUCUGAUCUACUCGGCCCAGCUGCAACAGCAGCAGCAACAACAGCAGCAGCAGCAACAUCAACGGCAGCAACAGCAGCAGCAAUCGCAUCACGCUUCGCGGCAGUCUAGUCCACGUUCCACCAAUGAUUCCUCGACGGUGGCGCCCAUCGGUGACGGCGGCGGUAACUCCUCGAUUGCGUCGGCGGCGCCAUUGGAUUUGAGCUCCCAGCCGCCUGCAGCCAAGCGCUUCAAGGCAGAGCGUCGUGCCAGCUCCACGGCCACCACGGCAACAACAGCCACCACAGGCUCAUCCACGUCCACACCAUCCCCGCCACCGUUGGAGCAGCACGACGAUAUCAAUUCUGGCAACGCCAACGCGGUCCUAGGCACGGGAGAGGGUUCUGCAGCGGGAUCAUCGGGAGCAGGAGCCGGAGCUGGAGUCGGAACAGGAGUUGCCAAGGCCCGAAGACGAUGUCAGGCGCAGAGCGAGGAGGUUAACUCCUGGUCCGUGGACGAUGUGUGCGGCUUUGUGGGCGGAAUUGAUAUAUGCGCCGAAUACGUUCAGUCGUUUCGUGAUCAGUCCAUCGAUGGCACUGGCCUGCCGCUCUUAACCGAGGAUCACCUGGUUAACUCGCUGGGCAUGAAGCUGGGGCCGGCUCUCAAGCUGCGCUCCAUAUUGGCGAAGAAAUUGGGCGGGCCGUGUCCGUGUGUUGCAUGCGUUGCGCAGGCGCAACAAAUGCUGGCACUGCAAACGGGUGGGGCAGCCGCAGUAGGAGCAGCAGCAGCAGGAACGGGAGCUGGAACGGGAGCAACAUCGGCCACAACUAGUUGCAGCAUCAAGUCGGAGAUCUUCAAUGGUGGCAGCAACGGUAGCAGCAACAGCAACAGCAGCAGCAGCAAUCAGGGCAGCGAUGUUGCAGCUCCGCCGGCGGCAGCAGCCAGCUCGCCCAGCAGCAGCAACAUGCUGCUGCCAGUGUUGCCGUGCGGCGGAUUGCAGGACGCCAGCUAGUUAUUAGCGGUCCACAUACGUAUUUAUGCUAACUAAAUUGCAUUUCACCUGCUAAAAUGCUGUACCAAAUGAGCUUUCAACAGUUAAGAAGAGAAUAAGAAACAAAAAAAAACAAAUAGACAAACAGACAAGACAGACAGACAAGUCGGAUUGGGAGAGAAUACCUUUUGUAUAAAAUUAAACCAUAAAUAUGUAAUUUAAUGGCUAGCUAAAGUUGUAAACUUUAGGUGAGAAACAACAAUAAUCGCAAAGUCUUCCAUUUGCACACAGACACACACACAAACAAAUCAUAUUUGUAUAACAUUAAUCAAUUUAUUAGUCAAUUUAAUGAGAAAGUUUUCGUUUACGUACUUAAGUGCAAAGCGCGAAUUUGCAUUGAUUUUAUUUAUUUCUAUGACUUUUUUCGUUUUUUAACUGCUAGUCAGUAAAUGUAUAUUUAAUAGAAUUCCGCAAAAUGUGAAGCAAACUUAAAAAUUCAAUUUUAUUGUUUUGCAAAUGAAGUAAAAGGCUAUUUAUUUUAACAUUUUUAUCCUACGAUACGGCCGAAUUGUUGAGCCCCCCCAAUUGCUUUGUUCAAAUUUUAUUAUUUUAUGUAUGUUUACUUUUUCUGCGGCCAUGCACAGAGGAAUUCGAAAUUCAACUUUUAGAACUAUGCAUCCUUUUAAGAGCUCCAAGACUUGAAACACACACAAAACACACUAUACACAAGUGAAAAAAGAUUUAAAAACAAAAAAAAAAAAAAACAACACGAAACGUAAAAGAAAACGUAUUUUAUAGCUCCAUUGUACAUAUUGUUUAUUUAAUUAGUUGUAAGUCAUUUAGAAAGAGACACACAAAAACAUCUUCUAACAUCUAGGCCUUAUGCAAUGAUGAACUUAACGAAACAGAAGCAUAUUUCUACAAAAUAGGCAUGAGAAUGAACUUGAUUUACUUUAUACUUUUAAUGAAAACUAUAGCUAUUUUUCAAAAGCUGAAGCAAAUAAA
Messenger RNA from Drosophila santomea, 4436 nucleotides. RefSeq names its product pneumococcal serine-rich repeat protein (gene Samuel). NCBI's taxonomy places the organism in Eukaryota, Metazoa, Arthropoda, Insecta, Diptera, Drosophilidae. The transcript is spliced from 7 exons. The record is from RefSeq and is a predicted model, not a curated record. Bases 534 to 3452 code for a protein of 972 amino acids. Gene Ontology annotation, cellular component: PRC1 complex. Gene Ontology annotation, molecular function: protein binding.